This is a messenger RNA of Dothidotthia symphoricarpi CBS 119687, 1800 nucleotides long. RefSeq names its product D-lactate dehydrogenase mitochondrial precursor. The transcript has 10 exons. Gene Ontology annotation, biological process: lactate catabolic process. The coding region runs from base 11 to 1660 and encodes 549 amino acids. Gene Ontology annotation, molecular function: D-lactate dehydrogenase (NAD+) activity; D-lactate dehydrogenase (cytochrome) activity; FAD binding. Lineage: Eukaryota; Fungi; Ascomycota; Dothideomycetes; Pleosporales; Dothidotthiaceae. The record is from RefSeq and is a predicted model, not a curated record. Gene Ontology annotation, cellular component: mitochondrion.
CCCUUUCGACAUGUUUUGCCGGCCAGCAGCACGACUAAGACAAGCAGCCUCGCCUCUUUUGAAGCAAAAUGGCUUGCGAACUCGAAGCAACCAGUCCAGGCAGCCUUUGAAAGCCAGACCUGCCCAGACGCCUUUCUGGAAUUCCGGCAAAGUACUGCUCUUCACAGCUGUGACUGGGACAGUCGCAUACUACUAUGGCGUCAACAGCAGUACCUCUCAAAUCCAAAUGGCAGGACGCAAGCUCCUGGGGCCUAGAUAUGCAUCCAAGAAAGAGAUGGAGAAGGCCAUCGACGAGUUGAGGCUUACGCUUGGGGAAGAUGCAAUCAGCACAGAUGACGAGGAUCUACAUAGACAUGGGUACUCGGAAUGGUCGUCGAUGAACAUUGAUCAACUGCCGGUCGCAGUAGCAUAUCCGAAGUCGACGGAGGAAGUUGCUCAGAUUGCGAAGACGUGUCACAGGUUCAAAGUACCAAUGAUUCCCUACUCUGGAGGAUCGAGCCUAGAGGCCAACUUCGCAGCUCCCUUUGGGGGCAUAAGUAUUGAUUUUACGUUCAUGGACAAGAUACUAGCCAUGCACCCAGAUGAUAUGGACGUGGUGGUACAGCCUUCAGUACCAUGGAUGAGUCUCAAUGAUCAGAUCAAAGACUCGGGUCUCUUUUUCCCAGUAGACCCUGGACCAUCUGCCAGAAUCGGAGGCAUGGUCGGAACAAGCUGCAGUGGAACUAACGCUGUGCGAUACGGUACUAUGAAGGAUUGGGUCAUCAACCUGACUGUAGUCCUCGCAGAUGGGACGAUCAUCAAGACGAGACGUCGGCCACGAAAAUCUUCAGCUGGUUAUAAUCUUACCGGUCUGUUUGUUGGUUCCGAAGGAACACUCGGCUUAGUAACUGAAAUUACUCUGAAGUUGGCUGUGGUUCCGCAGGAGACCAGUGUUGCCGUGGUAACGUUUCCUACAAUCCGUGAUGCUGCAGCUGCUGCAUCCAAGGUUCUACGUGCGGGGAUACCUAUCGCAGCAAUGGAGAUCAUGGACGAUGUGCAGAUGAUGGUGGUUAACAAGGCUGGCUCCACGAAUAGGAAGUGGAAAGAAGUACCUACUAUGUUCUUCAAAUUUUCAGGCACCAAGGCAGGAGUACAAGAGAAUAUUGGGCUUGUAAAGUCGAUUGCCAAAGCGCAUAAGAGUGGGGACUUUGAGUUUGCAAGAAAUGCUGAGGAACAAAAGACGCUCUGGUCAGCGCGAAAGGAGUCUCUCUGGAGUAUGAUGGCGCUUCGUCGAGAGGGUGAUGAGGUCUGGUCUACGGACGUCGCAGUCCCGAUCUCGAGACUUCCGGACAUCAUAGAAAUAUCAAAGAAGGAAAUGGACGAUCUAGGCCUCUUCGCUAGCAUUCUCGGUCACAUUGGAGAUGGCAACUUUCACGAGAGCAUCAUGUACAACAGCAAAGAUCCGAAAGAGCGGGCAGCUGUCGAAAAGUGCGUCCACGAUAUGGUCGACCGCGCGCUCGAAAUGGAGGGUACAUGUACUGGCGAGCACGGUAUUGGGUUAGGAAAGAAGGGAUCACUUCAAAAGGAACUUGGUUUGGAUACGAUCAAUGUGAUGAAGAGCAUCAAGCGGUCUUUGGAUCCAUACUGGCUGAUGAACCCAGGGAAGAUUAUGGAUGCUUAAGUGUGAGAGUCAGAAUGGGGUUCUCCCUGCAUGGUUGUACAAUUUGUUCUACUUGGGUGGAUAUUUGUUUUUGUUAGUUUGGGCUACUUUUUUAGAGCAUAGACAUAAUUGGUAUCAUCAACCGUUACAAGAACGUGUUC